AUGGUCCACGAUGUACCCCUCCCUCCUAUCCAAGAAGCAGACAGACGUUUGAGAGUCUUCAGUCACAGGGGUCUUCCCAAAGACAAUACCCGUUUUGCUCUUCUCGGAGCCGCUCUCCUCGGAACGAUCGCCACCCUGUACAAGUUGGUCCAGUUCCCGGAUGGGACGAGCGGAGAUAUCACUGAAGAACGCAGUGAACUCAUGAGGCAGGACGCGAUGGCGUGGUGCACCACGCACUACGGCCUGGAAAAGCAGCUUAGAGCCCGCGAGAACACGGAGUCGGUCCGGCAGGCCGCCUCUGCACAAGCCACGCUCUUUCAGGCUUAUGUGGCGGCGGUUUUUCUCGAAUCUAACUUUGACUUUUCUUUGAUUAGAAACUGGCUAUUCUCGCUAUGGGAUCUCAGGUCCAGUUCAUAGAGCGAUAUGGACUGAUACCUGCCGCAUGACCCGAGCGAAUGUGGUGGUAUACUCCAUUGCUCAUUCCAAGUGCUCUGAUCAGGGUUGAUCUUGGAAGUCAGCAAUGGCUGUAUGCUCUAGCAUUCCCUAGCGUGAUGAGGAGGCUCCAGGCUGUGGUCGUUCUCGAUCCUUCAUUUUCCUAGUUCUGUUUCCUGGAAUUCCGAAUGUCAAAUU
Dacryopinax primogenitus is the source of this 630-nucleotide messenger RNA. RefSeq names its product ribonuclease III. Gene Ontology annotation, biological process: RNA processing. The record is from RefSeq and is a predicted model, not a curated record. Bases 1 to 417 code for a protein of 138 amino acids. The transcript has 3 exons. Lineage: Eukaryota; Fungi; Basidiomycota; Dacrymycetes; Dacrymycetales; Dacrymycetaceae. Gene Ontology annotation, molecular function: ribonuclease III activity.